AUGAUCGAAGCCCUACAGGCGAAGUGCAAAGAAACCAAGAUAUGCGCUCAUGGUCUUACAGAGAAGCUUGAGGCCUCUAUAUUAGAGGUCAUAAACUCUCAGGCGGAGUUACGCAAGGAGCUCAAUAAAGCCCAGAAAGAAAUCAACCAACAGGGGUUAAAGGCUAAGGGGCUAGAACAAGGUUUCGCGGUGUUGCAAGGAGAUUUGGAUAGACUUCAAGACAGUAGCAGACAUCUCAAGGGGAAGGUCAACAACUCAGAAGCAGAGACGAAUGCCUUCAAGGAGAACAACAUAACAAUCAACCAGCAAAGAUUUGAAAAUCUUACGAAGGGCUUCGAGGACUACCAAAACCAAACAAGCGCCCAUAUCACCAAUAUCAGACAGGAGAUUCAGGAGCAGGGUCCCAACAUCGCAAAGCUCGAUCAAAAGCUUACAAGCCUAGCGAGAGUGACAUACGAGCUACAGGACGCUCAGAGUGCGCUAAAGGAAAGGUUAAAGGACAUCAUCAAAGAAGAAAUUCAGUACGUGCAAAUCGCGGAUGUCAGCCUGCAACAUCAAGUCGAUGCGUUAUAA
Messenger RNA from Didymosphaeria variabile, 573 nucleotides. RefSeq lists its product as uncharacterized. Bases 1 to 573 code for a protein of 190 amino acids. The record is from RefSeq and is a predicted model, not a curated record. Lineage: Eukaryota; Fungi; Ascomycota; Dothideomycetes; Pleosporales; Didymosphaeriaceae. The transcript is spliced from 2 exons.